CUUAUUCAUUCAAAGUGUACUAUGGCCAUUAGCAGCAGAUUACGUUUGAUUUUGAAACUCUCACGUCAGCUGGAGCAGGACAAUCAAGAAUUUAAUAAAUGGUCAGUAAAGAACUCUAAGGCUACGAAGCCCACACAAGAAGCUACAACUACGUCUACAGACAAAUAUAUCUUUGCUGUAGAUACUGAAACAUUUUCAGUUGCAGACACCUUGAAAACGCCUACUUUACCUAUUAAUCUCACCAGAUCAACUGACUAUGUGGGAAAAUUAGUCUUUCCUGGUAAUAUGGACACCUGCGCAGUGGCUUCAAAUAUAUCGUCUGGUGAGGGUAAUACCAAGGAGAACAAUGGUUCUGGGUAUUGUAGGAGAACUUCGAAUGAAGGUAUACCUAAAUCUAGCUAAUGAAAUAUUUUUUACAAAACAAUUUUUUUAGGAAGUGAAUGUACAAAUAGUGAGGGUGAACCUUAUGGAUCAGAUGACUCGGUAGCUGACCCUGACUUUAUAGCAUCCGAUGGCGCGGUACCAGAUAUAGAAAAUAAUCCAAGCUUGACGAACAUUGAGGCCGAAUAUCAAAAUGAAACAGU
Molecule: messenger RNA, 584 nt
Organism: Acanthoscelides obtectus
Lineage: Eukaryota; Metazoa; Arthropoda; Insecta; Coleoptera; Chrysomelidae
Source: the annotation of a GenBank genome assembly